UUACAAAAUACAUAUGUAAUAUUCUUUCGUGGCAGCUCUCUAUAAAAAGAGGCGAAAAGCUGUCUUCAAUCAUCAUUCAUCAUCCUGCUGUUGGAACCAGAAGAAAACAAGAAAAAAGUUAAUCAUGAAAAUAACCUAUCUUGUCAUCGCUCUUGGAUUGCUUUGCACUUUUGCUCACGCUCAAUCGAAACUUGAAGAUGGGGUUAUGAAAAAAUCCGAUAAAAAUACCGCCCCAGUGGAAACUGUCGAGGAAGAAUUAGUAGAAAAUGAUGAUGAAAAUCCAGAAGUAGAAAAUGAUGAUGAAAAUCCAGAAGAAGAAAAUGAUGAUGAAAAUCCAGAAGAAGAAAGUGAUGAUGAAACUGACCCCGAACAUGACUUAGAACAAAGUGAUGAUCGUGAACUCACAGAGAACAAUAAUGAUGUGAAAGCUGAUCCAAGUGUAGAAAAACGCUUGAUUCACUUUCGUCGUCGUCGUCCUAUUUCGCCUCCCUGUCGUCGUCGUCGUACCCGUCGUAACCGUCGUACCCGUCGUACCCGUCGUCGUAUUUACCUUGGUCUUUUUUGGCGCUAA
Messenger RNA from Xenia sp. Carnegie-2017, 571 nucleotides. RefSeq names its product glutamic acid-rich protein-like. The record is from RefSeq and is a predicted model, not a curated record. The transcript is spliced from 3 exons. The coding region runs from base 125 to 571 and encodes 148 amino acids. Lineage: Eukaryota; Metazoa; Cnidaria; Anthozoa; Malacalcyonacea; Xeniidae.